Messenger RNA from Linum tenue, 1195 nucleotides. The record is from the annotation of a GenBank genome assembly. NCBI's taxonomy places the organism in Eukaryota, Viridiplantae, Streptophyta, Magnoliopsida, Malpighiales, Linaceae.
GCCGCUUUCUGUGUCACUCUUAAAUCGCCUCUCUAUAAAUAACCCCCGGCGCUCUUAAACUUUCCCCCUCCCUCUCUCCCUGAAUUCACAGAUCUCUCUCUCUCUCUCUCUACUAAGCCAAGAAGAAGGAGAAGAAGAAAAUGGAGGAUUUAAGUUCUAUGUGGAGCUACCAGGAGAGCAUGGACGAGGUAAAGCAGAGCCUUCUGUACAAGACCCUGGAGCUAGAAUCAUUCAAAUCCGAAGCCAACGCAAAAUUGAGCAAGUGCAGAGAAGAAAUGACCCAAUUGAUCGACCUCCUGAAACUUGCUUACCAAGAAAGGGACGACGCAAAAGCCCAGCUCCAAAAGCUCCUCCACAAAAUUAUACCUUCCGAAAUGAACCCAAUUCUGCAACCAGACAGCCCAAUCGUCGUUCAGGGGAAAGCCAAUUCAAGCAUAACCGAGUCCAACAGCCUCUCUGAAACGUAUAACCCACAGUACUCCCACAGCUCUUCCCCUGUGGAUUCCUUCUUCCACGACGCCGCGGCCGUGACCUCGCCGGAAUUCUCCAGCAUCAACAUGGCAGCAGCAGCUGCAGUUUCCCCAGUGGUUGCGGUUAAGAUUGACCCGAUCGAUGCUGUGAUUGAUGAACUCGUGAAGGGGAAAGCUCUGCCGCAGCAAGGGAGGCUUCUUCAGACUGUGAUGGAAGCAGGGCCUCUCCUCAACACGCUUCUCGUCGCCGGGCCGCUGCCGCGGUGGAGGAAUCCACCCAAGCUCCAGACUUUCAAGAUCCCUCCUGUUUCAAUCAAGGGGUGCGAUGGUUCUAGCAAGAUCCAAGCUGUUCCGUUGCUGCAGCAGAAGAUGACGCUGUUGGGUUCCCAGACUUGCUCUGCUUCCAUGGUGAAUUUCGCUUCAUCAGGUUGGAGUUUGAGCGCUGGCGGUGUCGGCCAAAUCCAGCCGGGAAAGAGGCAGAGAUUUCAAUGAGAGGUUUUUUUUUUUUUUUAGAGUUGCUGAACUUUCCAACCCCAGAAUUAGUUCCCUGUAAAAAAGGAAAAGAGAGCUCAGAUUCAGUAGAAUUUUAUCGCUGGUAGUGGUGGAUCCUGUAAAUGAAAACAUCAGAAUUCUGUGACAUAGUCUAUAGGAGCUCUCUCUUUCUAUUGUUAGCUGGUAGCAUUUGGUUAUGAUUUUCCUUUUCCCCCAUUUACUCUCUUUACCGC